GUGAACUCGAAAGGUCUUAGCUUUGCAAUUUAGGGGUUUUUGUUUGCCAAACUGCUUAACGGAAGAUACGUUUUGCUGUUCUCAAUUCGCUUUCACAAUGUUGCUUCAAUCACAAGUUGUGGAAGCUCUGCUCUACUCUUUUUGGGACAUGAGCAUGUGACUGUGUGAAUCUUCUUCUUCAGGAGCCCUUAAGUCUUUAUUUGAGACUUAAAAAAGCAAAAACUCUGGAGAAGACUCUUGUCUCUGUUGGGUUUAGUCAUGGUGAUCAUUUUCCUAUUGGUGGUCUUCUUUCUUGGUUCAUCUCUGAGCCAACCUACACUCACAUGUCAUCCUACCGACUUAUCUGCGCUCAGGGAGUUCGCAGGAGCGUUGAAGAACAGGUCUGUUACUGAAUCUUUGUUUAAUCAUUCAAGUUGUUGUGAGUGGGGUGGUGUUGUUUGUGAUGUUUCUGGUCGAGUUACAAAGCUGGUUCUGUCUGAAAAGGGUUUGGAAGGUGUGGUUUCUGGUUCUUUAGGAGAGUUGAGUGAGCUGAGGUUACUUGAUCUCUCUCAUAAUCACCUGAGAGGCGAACUACCUUCAGAGAUCUCCAAGUUGCAGCAGCUUCAAGUUCUUGACUUGAGCCAUAAUAUGCUGACAGGGAAUCUAUCCAAACUUGGAGUGUUUCCUCGUCUUGUGAUGCUUAACGUAAGCAACAACUUGUUGGAAGGUGAGAUUCAUCCUCAGCUAUGUACUACAUCUGGUGAGCUUCAGGUUCUUGAUUUAUCGGUGAAUCGUUUGGUGGGGAAUCUUGAUGGAUUGUACAACUGCAGCAAAUCUACUCAGCUAUCAGUCUCUAGAAACUACUUAACCGGAGAGUUAAGCGAGAAGCUGAGUAACCUCACCGCUCUCAAGUCUUUCUUGAUAUCAGAGAACCGGUUCUCUGGUGUGAUACCAAAUGUGUUUGGUAAUCUCACUCACCUUGAGCACCUUGAUGUUAGCUCCAACAAGUUUUCAGGAAAGUUUCCUACAAGCUUAUCUCAAUGCUCGAAACUUAUGGUUCUUGAUCUUAGGAACAACUCGUUAACCGGUUCUGUUGAUCUUAACUUCACUGGAUUGCAAAUUCUCUGCGUUCUUGAUCUUGCCAGUAAUCAUUUCUCCGGACAUCUUCCUGACUCUCUUGGCCAUUGUCCCAAGAUGAAGAUCUUGAGUUUGGCGAAAAACGAGUUCACCGGCAAGAUCCCUGACACGUUCAAGAACCUGAAGUCUCUUUUGUUUCUGUCCUUAUCCAACAACAGCUUUGUGGAUUUGUCAGAGGCUAUGAAUGUGCUGCAGCAUUGCAGAAACCUCUCCACGCUUAUCCUCUCAAAGAACUUCAUGCAGGAGGAAGUGCCAAGAGAUGUCACUGGCUUCAACAACCUCACCAUCUUAUCUCUCGGAAACUGCGGUCUUAGAGGUGACAUUCCGAGCUGGCUUUUGAGUUGCAAGAAGCUGCAAGUUCUUGAUCUUUCUUGGAACCACUUCUACGGAACUAUCCCUAACUGGAUUGGUCAGAUGGAGAGUCUUUUCUACAUAGACUUCUCUAACAACACGUUAACCGGAGAGAUCCCUGUAGCCUUAACCGAGCUCAAGAGCCUGAUCCAUCUAAACUGCACUGACUCUCAAAUGAUAGACUCUUCAGGGAUACCUCUCUACGUAAAGAGAAACAAGAGCACUCACGGUCUUCCUUAUAACCAAGUCUCAAGAUUCCCUCCAUCUAUCUAUUUAAACAAUAAUAGACUCAACGGGACGAUCUUGUCUGAGAUAGGACGGUUGAAGGAGCUUCACAUGCUGGAUUUGAGCAGGAACAACUUCACCGGGACAAUACCUGACACCAUCUCUGGUCUUGAUAACCUGGAGCUUCUUGACUUGUCUUACAAUCAUCUCCACGGUUCAAUUCCUCUGUCUUUUCAAAGCCUCACUUUCUUGUCGAGGUUCAGCGUUGCUUAUAACCGUCUCACCGGCGCUAUACCAUCAGGUGGGCAGUUCUACAGCUUCCCUCACUCAAGCUUUGAAGGAAACUUAGGACUCUGUCGCGCCAUUGACUCUCCUUGCGAUGUUAUGAUGAGUAAUAUCUUGACACCUAAAGGCUCUUCUCGUAGUAACAGAAAGUUUGGGAGAAGCAGUAUUGUUGUACUUACCAUAAGCCUCGCCGUGGGGAUCACUCUUCUUCUCUCAGUCAUUCUACUAAGAAUCUCAAGAAAAGAAGCUGAUGAUCGUGUCAAUGACGUUGAUGAAGAGAUGAUCAGCGAGGUUCAUAAAGCUCCCAUGUCGUCAAAGAUUGUGCUAUUCCACAGCUGUGGAUGCAAAGACCUGAGUGUAGCGGAUCUGCUCAAGUCUACAAACAGUUUCAGUCAAGCCAACAUCAUAGGAUGCGGAGGGUUUGGUCUUGUCUACAAGGCCAAUCUACCUGAUGGCUCAAAAGCAGCGGUGAAGAGGCUUUCUGGUGACUGUGGUCAGAUGGAACGUGAGUUCCAAGCAGAAGUUGAAGCAUUGUCACGAGCAGAACACAAGAAUCUCGUCUCUCUUCAAGGCUACUGCAAGCACGGGAGCGAUAGGUUACUUAUCUACUCCUUUAUGGAGAAUGGGAGCUUGGACUAUUGGCUCCACGAGCGUGUAGAUGUGAAUACCUCUCUCAAAUGGGACGUGAGGUUGAAGAUAGCUCUAGGAGCGGCGCGUGGGCUUGCUUACUUGCAUAAAGACUCUGAACCUAAUGUUAUCCACAGAGAUGUGAAGUCUUCCAACAUUCUCUUAGACGACAAUUUUGAAGCUCAUCUUGCGGAUUUCGGGUUAGCUAGAUUGCUUAGGCCUUACGAUACUCACGUGACAACUGAUUUGGUGGGGACAUUAGGUUAUAUACCUCCAGAGUAUAGCCAGUCUUUGAUAGCAACGUGUAGAGGAGACGUUUACAGUUUCGGUGUAGUGCUUUUGGAGCUUGUUACGGGUCGUAGACCAGUGGAAGUGUGUAAAGGGAAGAGCUGUAGAGAUUUGGUGUCUAGGGUGUUUCAGAUGAAGGCUGAGAAGCGUGAAGCUGAGCUUAUUGAUGCAACGAUACGAGGAGAUGUGGAGGAGAAAGAGGUUUUGGAGAUGUUGGAGAUUGCAUGCAAAUGCAUUGAUCAUGACCCUAGAAGGAGACCGUUGAUUGAAGAGGUUGUUGCUUGGCUUGAAGAUAUUCCAGUAGAUUCUGUUAAACAACAGUGUUAA
Eruca vesicaria subsp. sativa (arugula) is the source of this 3219-nucleotide messenger RNA. Lineage: Eukaryota; Viridiplantae; Streptophyta; Magnoliopsida; Brassicales; Brassicaceae. The record is from the annotation of a GenBank genome assembly.